Molecule: messenger RNA, 2686 nt
Organism: Phodopus roborovskii (desert hamster)
Lineage: Eukaryota; Metazoa; Chordata; Mammalia; Rodentia; Cricetidae
Gene: Fbxo46
Product: F-box protein 46
Exons: 3
Coding region: 313-2109 (598 amino acids)
Molecular function (GO): protein binding
Source: RefSeq, a predicted model, not a curated record
GCUGGAGAGGAGCGAGUGGGGGAAACCCGUGUAGUGGAGCGAGCUGCAGCGCGGCGAGAUGACGAGGACUGGCUGUGUAGCCCAGGCUGACCUGGAACUCUCCAUCUUUUUGCCUCGGCCUCCUCAGAUCUGGGAUUAUAGGCACUCAUCAGCAUGCCCUGUUGGAGGGUUAUUUUCAUUCUGAGAUGUCUGGGAGGAGAUGAGCCAAAGAUGGAGACCAGGCAUCUGCUACUUGCUGGUGGCAUGCGGGGCUCCCUGCUACCGUCCUGGUCCUGAGAUGCAGUGACUGCCCGCUGUUUGCCAUCCCCCGGCAUGGACAGGGGCAGCCUCCUGCCCUACCAGCUCUGGUGCCCCCGGCCCUUCGGCACAUAUUCCCAGAACCAGCCCCGCCCGCCUUCCGCAGCCCUCAAGCUGCCAGCCUGUACUGACACAGGCGGUGCGCCCGAGCCGGACCGCGGACGUGCACACUCGGAGAACACACCGCCUGCCCUGGCUGCGGAAGCCCCCGCCUCCCAGCAUGCCCCACUCCUCUCGUCAGCAACUGCUGGCGACGAGGGUCGAGUCCUGCUGGACACGUGGUAUGUAAUCAAGCCUGGAAACACAAAGGAGAAGGUGGCCUUCUUUGUGGCCCACCAGUGUGGGGGAGGUAGCCGGGCUAACUCUAUGAAGGUCAAAGGGCACUGGGGCAGUGGUAGCUCCAAAGCCAAGAGGAGGCGUCGCUGCCUUGAGCUCACCAAGGCUCCUCCAGACCCAGGGGGCAGAGGAGGGGCCCCUGCCACUGAGGGGCCCCCCACGACAUCCGGGGAUGACGUAGACCUGCUCUCUGUAGCAGAAAUGGUGGCCCUGGUGGAACAGAGAGCUGCCCUGGCCCUGCAGAGUUACCCACGCCCCACUGCCCAGGCUCCCGUGGUCUUUGUGUCAGCUGAGCAGGGGGCACCGGCCAAGGGGUUAGGGACAGAGAGGCGGUCUGGUGGCGGUGACUGCAGCCGAGUCGCUGAGGCAGUGGCCCACUUUGAGGCCCAGCGGGACAGUCCUCCAACCAAGGGUCUCCGCAAGGAGGAGCGGCCAGGUCCUGGGCCAGGCGAGGUGCGCAUCGCCUUCCGAAUCUCUAAUGGCCGAGAGCCCCGUUCACCAGACGGCAAUUUACCUACUUGGAGCGGAAGCCGGCCUGGUAGUCCCGGGCCUGGGGCUCGAGCCAAAGACAAAAUCACCUGUGACUUGUACCAGCUUAUCAGCCCGUCCAGGGAUGCCCUUCCCAGCAACAUGGAGUUCCUACUGGCCAGAGCGGACGAGGCCAGUGAGGGCGACACAGCAGCCGUGGCCAGGCCUGAGGACACUCCCCCGGCACCGCCUCCACCCCCUGCCCGGGACUGCGGAGCAUCAGGGUUCCAUGUGGAUGUGGUGGUGACGGGUGUAGUGGACGAGUGCAUCUUCUUUGGCAAAGAUGGCACCAAGAACGUGAAGGAAGAGACUGUCUGUCUGACAGUGAGCCCGGAGGAGCCGCCCCCACCGGGCCAGCUCUUCUUCCUCCCGUCCCGGGGUCCAGAGGGGCCUCCUGAGCCACCGCCGGCUGACACGCCAAGCGCAGUGCCAGGCCCAGACGACUCUGAGGCCACCACGGACACCUCCCUGUGCCGCCUGUACCGGCACGUGUCACACGACUUCCUGGAGAUUCGCUUCAAGAUCCAGCGUCUUCUGGAGCCCCGGCAGUACAUGCUGCUGCUGCCUGAGCAUGUGCUGGUCAAGAUCUUCAGCUUCCUGCCCACCCGAGCGCUGGCGGCCCUCAAGUGCACCUGCCACCACUUCAAGGGCAUCAUCGAAGCCUUCGGGGUGCGCGCCACGGACUCUCGCUGGAACCGGGACCCGCUCUAUCGGGAUGACCCCUGUAAGCAGUGCCGCAAAAGGUAUGAGAAGGGCGAUGUGUCACUGUGCCGCUGGCACCCCAAGCCCUACCACCAUGACCUGCCUUACGGACGUUCCUACUGGAUGUGCUGCCGGAGAGCCGAUCGCGAGACACCAGGCUGUCGCCUGGGCCUGCACGACAACAACUGGGUGCUGCCGUGCAAUGGAGUGGGCGGGGGCCGUGCCGGCCGCGAAGAAGGGAGGUGAAGCCUGGGGGUGAGGGAUACCCACCAUACCUAACCCCUUCCUGCCCCGCUGGGAGCUGGGAACCAGGACUGAGUCACCAGCCAACCUCCCAGUCCAUCCAGCAUUGAUCUCUGACUAGAACUGGGACCAGGACUGGGGAUCAGUGGGGUCAGUACCCUGCUUGACCCUGUUGGUUUUCUACUCUUCAGAGCCAGGGCCGUGGACCCUCAGAGAGGGUUGUGGUUUGUUUGUUUGUUUGCUUGUUUGUUUGUUUUUUGUUUUAUCAGCAUCUCAAUUGCGCCUCCAUCCAGCCCCAACCCCAUCCAUCCCUGAGUCUCUGCCCCAGGGACCCACCAGCAGGGAGCAGACGGCAGCUAAUUUUGGUACCACCUGAGGCUUUCCUCAAGCUGGCCCUACCCCACUCUGUGCCUCCCUCCACCAGUUCUGUCUUUGGAGCUGUGUUCACAAAAGGGUUGCAGUCCCUGAGGUUGACACCUCUAGGCCACUAGCUCGCAAUGCAACUCAAGUCGGCACUUUUUGGAGGCAGCCCACCGUUUCUAGAUGUUUUCCUCAUUAAAUAAAAAAAAAAAAAAAAAAA